This is a messenger RNA of Sphaeroforma arctica JP610, 369 nucleotides long. RefSeq lists its product as hypothetical. Lineage: Eukaryota; Ichthyosporea; Ichthyophonida. The transcript has a single exon. The record is from RefSeq and is a predicted model, not a curated record. Bases 1 to 369 code for a protein of 122 amino acids.
AUGAUGAGUUUGCCACGUAGUCCAGGGGUGUUGGCACAUAGAUCUUCUACCCCUUUAUGUUCGGGGCGUGGACAACACCCCAGCGGAUAUGCUGAGUCUCCCAAUGGCAAAGGUGUACUCAAUCAUGGAGUAGUUGUGGGGCAGGGUACAAACACAAGGCGUCCGGUGACGUGGCGGUUCUCUGUUGCGCGGAUUACACGGGCGCGCACCAACGAGUACAAAGCUGUCAACUUUGUAUUCAUCGAAGCGGACUGGGCGUGGAAGCCCCAUAUGAAUGCGUUUGCCUUGCCGAGCAAUCAGGCCAUCCCAAAGUAUCUCUCUCUAUUCAUGGAUCAGGAAAAUGGGAGAGCGGAGGGUGGGACACGUUAA